This is a messenger RNA of Parnassius mnemosyne (clouded apollo), 2280 nucleotides long. The record is from the annotation of a GenBank genome assembly. Lineage: Eukaryota; Metazoa; Arthropoda; Insecta; Lepidoptera; Papilionidae.
AUGUGUAUUAAAACAACUUAUAUUGUCAUAUUAUAUUUAUUUUACUGCAAUGUAUUAACAAUAGAUUCAUGUGAAAAUUACAAUACUUGUGAUGAGUGCAUCGGGGAUCCGAAGACAAACUGCGUUUGGUGUGCCAAGGAGGAAUGGAGUGAACUUCGAUGCAGAUCAAUAUAUCCCGGCAAUUGGUGCUUAAACCAUACGAUAAAUCCAAAAAAUUCAGUUAUAAAAACUGACGAUAGAUCUUUUAGUUCAGACUUAGGUAAAACCGUACAAAUAAGACCUCAAGAAUACAAAGUUGAAUUGCGUAUAGGACAGGAAAUCAGCUUCAAUUUUUCUUACGAAGCUGCAAAGGAUUAUCCUGUAGAUAUUUAUUUUUUAAUCGACGUUUCUUUGUCCAUGGCCGAUAUAAAAUCUAAGACAGCGAAUAAAAGUGAAAAUAUUUAUUUCGCUAUAAGUAACUUGACAAGUAAUGUAUUUUUGGGCCUGGGUACUUUUGUUGAUAAGAAUGCAAUACCCUUUAACACGUUUUAUAACAGCAGUUUGACGUAUUCGUUUAAACAUCAUUUAAAUUUCACAAGAAGUUAUGAAAAUUUUAAGAAAAUUUUAAAUGAUGUCCCGUUGGGUCAAAAUUAUGAUACACCCGAGGGAGGAUUAGAUGCUCUGGCGCAAGUCAUGGUAUGCAAGGAAGAACUAGGAUGGCGAACACAGUCUAGAAAAAUUGUUGUUUUACUCACAGAUGCUACAUACCAUGCGGCCGGUGAUGGGAGACUAGCUGGUAUUGUAAAGCCUUACGAUGGCAAAUGUUACAUGAAAAACAAUGUUUAUUCAAAUGAAUUAUCAAUGGAUUAUCCAUCAGUUAGUAUGAUAGGAAAAUUGGCAGCAGAUGAACAAAUCACAGUAGUAUUUGCGGUAAAAAACAGCAUGCAAAGUGUUUACACGAAACUUAGCAAUUCUGUACGUAAUUCGUGGAGCACCACAUAUGACAGUGCUGAUAUGGAUGUAAUUUUAAAAGAAAUUUACGAGGAAAUAACACAAAGCAUAAAAUUAGAUAUAAGAUCCCCAUAUCGAAAAAAAAUUGACAUAAACUUUAUUCCUGACUGUCUUGAAGAACGAAAUGAUGAGUGUAAUGUAAAAACAGGACAACAAACUAAUUUUACUGGGACACUCAAAUUAUUAGAUUAUAUAGAAGCAGACAACUUUUUAGUUGAUGUUCUGAUUGGAGGUGUUAAAGAGAAUUUAAAACUUAAUAUUGAUGUAAUUAAGAAAUGCGACUGUGUAACUGAUGUAAGUUCAAUAAAAUGUAACGCAUUUGGUAAUCGAAGAUGUGGUAUCUGUGAAUGUAACCCUGGCAGAUACGGUGAUAAAUGUGAAUGUACGGCCACAAGCAGCAGCCGUAUGAGCGACAACAGUUCUUGCAUUGCUCCAGGCCAUACAGAGCUUUGCAGCGGUCACGGGUUCUGUCAUUGUGGCAGCUGUCAUUGCAGAGAACGCUAUAAUGGUCGCUACUGCGAAUGCAAUCAGAAUAGUUGUACACUGGACGCCAGUGGCGCCCCCUGUAACGGCCGUGGAAACUGCUUAUGUGGAGUAUGCACGUGUACAUCAAACGACUGGUACGGCGCUGCUUGCGAAUGCUACAAACCUAAGACGCCUUGCAUCACAGAUGAUGGUAAAUUAUGUAACAACCGCGGUAGAUGUGAAUGCGGUGAAUGCAAGUGUGAGCCAAUCGCCCAAUGGGACGCAAGAUAUUAUCAGGAUCAAUUCUGCAGGAUCACGCCCUGUCCUGAUUGUCACAGCCGUCAGUGUAACAUGCUGGAGAACUGUGCUAAAUGUCAUCACACUGGCAACACAAAUUGUUCAGACUGCGACACCAUUAUCAGAGUCAAUGUAACGCGAACGCUGGGCGAAUUUAACAUAACCGAUAGCAAAUGGAACGUUUGUUAUUUCGAGACCAAUGGUAUUUGCUACUCACGUUUCAUGUAUAGGUAUGACGACGAUAACUAUAGCAUUGAAAUGUACGUGCAAACGGAUAUUGAUUGUGCCGAAAGUUAUUACAUGUUCGGUGGCUUAUUUUUGAUUGCGCUCAUAUUAAUUGGGAUAGCCACAUUGGUCGCCUGGAAACUUUUAACGGACGCCAGGGAUCGACGCGAAUACGAGCUGUUCCAGAAACAGCGUGCAGAAGAUAUGUCAGAGACGCGAAGAAAUCCUUACUUCAAACCCCCUACAAUGACAUUCGCUAAUCCUGUAUUUAGAAAAAGAUCUACCAAUCAACUUAAAUUGUAA